Molecule: messenger RNA, 1586 nt
Organism: Paramecium octaurelia
Lineage: Eukaryota; Ciliophora; Oligohymenophorea; Peniculida; Parameciidae
Source: the annotation of a GenBank genome assembly
AUUUACCAAAAUGAUACAGAAUUAAGGGUUAGAAAAAAAGGUGGAAAAAUAUCAAUACAACACUUUACAUAUUUUGGGAGAUGGGUCAUAUGGCACCGUGUAUAAGGGCAUCAACACUUUGACACAACAACCAAUUGCAAUUAAAGUAAUUCCCAGAUCGAAGGUCUAUGAUGCUGAAGCCUUGAGCUUUGAGCUCAGAAUCUUGGCCAAGUUGAAGGGAGAAAACAUAGUCAGACUGCAUGAAACCUUGAUGACUCAAAAUAAUUAUUAUUAGGUCAUUGAUCUAUGCGAUGGAGAUUUAAAGCAGUAUGUCCCAACACUCCUAUUUUUAGAUUGCUUGAUAAGUAGAAAUUCUUGACUGAGCAAGAAGCCAUCAACUUGAUGAUAGAUCUCUUGAAAGGAUUCUUGGAAUUGAUUUAGAAUGGUAUCAUCCACAGAGAUGUCAAACCAGCCAACAUCCUAAUCUCCAAGGGGAAGUACAAAUUGGCUGAUUUUGGUUUUGCGAGACUAGUCGAUAAUUAUGCUCAAUAGUUGUUUGUGACUGUCCUUGGCACUCCGCUGUACAUGAGUCCACAAUUGCUGCAAAACCUAUAGUAAAAAUAUACUCUCAUCGUGUAGAUAUUCAACCAAAUGCGACAUAUGGUCAUUGGGAUUCAUAUUCUAUGAGGUACUAUUUGGGCGAAGUACAUCAAUCACUUCUAUCUAGCUCCAUGGAAUGCCAACUCCAUUCCAGAACUAAUCAAGAACAUCAAUGAGAAGCCUCUUUUGUUUCCAGACAAGAUCAAGCAAGUAAAUGAUUUUGUGAAGGAUGUCAUAAGAAGGUGUCUGGUCAUCAAUGAGGGUAUUUACUAUUUAAUUUAUCACGAUCAGAUGAGAGAAUCGGUUGGUAUGAUCUGUAUAAGCAUCCCUUGUUCGCCAAUCACUUUAAGGACAUUGCUGAUUUGGAGGAAAUUUGCAAUGUAAAAAAUGAAAAUGAUAGUAGAACAAAGAGAAAAUGAUAGCCUAAACACUUAGGAAUGAGAUAGUCAGAAAAGAUCUCUCACUCGACUAGUUAGUCAUCAAAUUGAAUUGGGGUCCUCAAGUGACCAUAAAGGAUAUCGAUAAUCUUUUUACAAGGGUUGAUCCGCAGUUGUAAAGAAUUCAAAUUGAGCACAUCUUUAACAAUAUGGAAAAAGCAAACAAUCAAUAUCUAACCUUGUAGGAGUUUUAAAGAUGGUUGGACAAGUUCUAGGUAGAGACGAUAACAAUUUAAACCUUUAGAUCCCUUUUUCAUCUUAUCGACAGAAUCCUAUGGAAUGUUUUAGAGUAAUUAAAUAAACGAUGAAGAAUUACAAUCGAACCUUGGAUCAAUAUUUCGAUAAAUUUAAUGAAGCAAAGGAUGGAAAACUAAAGUAUGAGGAGUUUAAAUAAUUCAUUUUGUAAUGAAAGCUUUUAUAUAUUAAUGUAGGCGGUGUAAUAAUCAAAUUUUUGAUUCUUGGAUUAAGAGUUCCUUUGAAUUUCUAGAUAGAAAGAAACAGGGUUUUGUGACUCUGUAAGAAUUACAACAAUAGCUCGAUAAAACCAAUUGAUAAUUAUUUAAAUUAUAU